AUGAGUUCCAAGGUUUGCGAUGUGUAUACAGGUACUACGACUAGUAAUGUCAAAAUUCCUCAUCCGCCUAGUGGACUGCUCGCUCUUCCGCUUCCGCUCCCGCUCCUUCUCUCUCCUUACCCAAACCAUUGCACCACCUGCACCUGGGCACCACCAUGCCCUCACGCCAAAUCCUCGCCACCCUAUUUGGGUCCCUGGGCAAUUCCCGCUGGACCCUCACCCGUGUCCUUCGCAGCGACAACCCCCCUCGACUUCAAUGGCGAAUUGCGGGGCACUGCCACCUUCUCCGCCCUCCCCUCCGACCGCGACUGGCUCUACAGCGAAGAAGGCGAGAUCCCCAGUUCCAUCGGCGGCGCCGCAGCCGUAGUCGGACUCCGCUGGACGAAAAAAUAUAUCUGGCGAACAAACGAGUCCGGCCGGAUCAGCGUGUGGUUCGUCAAGGUCACCCCGGGCCCUGACGAGGCCGAUUACCUUUUCCACAACUUUGAUUUCAACGAGACAACUCUUCCUGGAGGAAAACAAGCGCCAUCUACUGCCGAAUCCAACCCUGAGUUCGUCAAGCCCCCAACCCCUCCGACCACUGAGGCAUCUGACGCAACGACCAUCCUCGAGGCGCAAGGAAACCAUCUCUGCAUCAAUGAUAUGUACCGCACAGCUUACUCCUUUCGCAUUCGUCCCGAGACAGGCGAGGUCCUGAGCUGGGCAAGUCGACACGUCGUCAAGGGUCCAAAGAAAGACCAGGAUAUUGUCAAUUGCUACCAACGGUUGGAAUGA
Penicillium waksmanii is the source of this 774-nucleotide messenger RNA. RefSeq lists its product as uncharacterized. The coding region runs from base 1 to 774 and encodes 257 amino acids. NCBI's taxonomy places the organism in Eukaryota, Fungi, Ascomycota, Eurotiomycetes, Eurotiales, Aspergillaceae. The record is from RefSeq and is a predicted model, not a curated record. The transcript has a single exon.